AUGACUUUCCUUGCCAAAUACAGGUUAGUUAUCGCUUCUCGGCCACCGUUACCGUGGGGCUACGAAUCUGAAAACUUUAACUGGCACGUUAAGCAACAUCAUGACGGAACAACGGUAGUGUAUGCAUGCUGGAGCUGCGGAUUCACGGCGCCGGUUGGUAAAAGAUACCCGGGUAAAAUCGUGACGCAGCAUUGCGUGGUGUCACCCAGAUCCAGCAAGUGCGGCCGCUGUGGCCAAAUUAUAUCCGGCAGGAGUUGCUCCCAGCGCCCGCCCCAGAGGCAUAUACGCCGACAAAAUGCCGGCCACGAUCCCGUCCCGGAGCGCGCUCAUGUGGCGCCGCGACGACACGCCGAAAGGAUAAUUGAUUCCUCAUAUUCUGAAGAUGAACCCUUGGAUCGCCAUCAGGGAGAACACGAGGUGACGGCUGGCGUGACGUCGUCGCAGACGGGACCGGGUACUGAUGCUACGACCCCUCCUGCUGUUCGGAAGGAUGGCGCCUCGGGGUCGACGCCGUUCUCGUGGCCGACGGCCGAGGAUACGGCGAUGCAACAAAACAUCAACAGUGCAGCUGCGCGAGUCAUGGACGGGCUGGCGAGUCCGCGGUGGGCGGAGCGCGAUGAUGCCGCGCGAGCCCCCAGUGAGACCGCGGCGGGUGGAGCAUGGUGGUACCCCUCGGUUCGCCACUGA
Molecule: messenger RNA, 687 nt
Organism: Arctia plantaginis
Lineage: Eukaryota; Metazoa; Arthropoda; Insecta; Lepidoptera; Erebidae
Source: the annotation of a GenBank genome assembly